Cordyceps militaris CM01 is the source of this 1617-nucleotide messenger RNA. RefSeq names its product arginine transporter, putative. The record is from RefSeq and is a predicted model, not a curated record. The transcript has a single exon. Gene Ontology annotation, molecular function: amino acid transmembrane transporter activity. Lineage: Eukaryota; Fungi; Ascomycota; Sordariomycetes; Hypocreales; Cordycipitaceae. Gene Ontology annotation, biological process: amino acid transmembrane transport. The coding region runs from base 1 to 1617 and encodes 538 amino acids. Gene Ontology annotation, cellular component: membrane.
AUGGUUAAAAACCAGCCAUCCGUCACCACAGGCAAUGUUGCCUCCUCUUCCGAACCUUCUCCACGCGGCAGCAACGAAAAGAAGCACCCCAACGGUCAUAGUAAUGAAAAGUCCGGCCUCGUCGACGCCACCGCCGCCGCCCCCGAUAUCGAAACGGGCUCGACAGGCGAGGGUUUAAGCCGUGACCUUCAUGGUCGUCAUCUCCAAUUUAUUGCCAUCGGCGCUGCCCUGGGAACAGGCCUUUUCCUUGGUAUCGGUGCAAGCCUGGCACAUGCUGGUCCCGGCUCGCUGCUCAUUGCCUUCGUUUUCGUCGGUGCCAUCGUCUACUCUGUCAUGGUCGCUCUUGGUGAAAUCGCCACGUUCCUCCCCGUUGCCGGUAGCUUCACCGUAUACGCUGGCCGUUUUGUUGAUCCCUCUCUCGGCUUCUCCAUGGGCUGGAUUUACGCCUUCAGCUGGGCCAUCACCUUUGGCUUGGAACUGACGGCCGCUGGCCUGAUUAUCCAGUACUGGAGUGCGACUCUCAGCAUUGCCAUUUGGAUCGGCGUCUUUUGGUUCAUCUUCACCGCUGCCAACUUCUUGCCAAUCCGAUGGUUCGGAGAAUUCGAAAUGUACCUGUCCAGUAUCAAAGUCGUCACCGUCGUCGGCUUUGUUAUCUUCUCCAUCUGCGUCAACGCUGGAGUUGGCAAGGAGGGGUAUAUCGGCUUCCAGUACUGGCGCGAGCCGGGUGCUUUUGCCGAGUACACUGUCACUGGUAGCCCCGGCCAGUUUGUGGCUUUUUGGGCCACCCUCAUCACUGCAGGCUUCAGUUUCCAGGGCACAGAGCUGGUUGCUGUCGGCGCUGGCGAGACCGCCAACCCCCGCAAGACGAUUCCCUCCGCCAUUCGAUGGACAUUUUGGGGCAUCUUCGGCCUCUUCAUCUCCACUGUCUUCUUUGUCGGUCUCAACGUCCCAUACAAUGAUGAGAGACUGUCUAGCGACAGGACGGAUGCUAGUGCCUCACCGCUGGUCCUGGUUGCCAUACGCGCCGGUGUGCGAGUUUUGCCUGACAUCAUAAAUGCUGUCCUGCUAACUGCCGUACUGUCCGCCGCCAACUCGGACCUCUACUCGAGCAGUCGUAUUCUCAUCGGCCUUGCCGAAGAUGGCCAUGCGCCCAAGUUCUUCAAACGCACCAAUAACUGGGGAACACCAUAUUAUUCCGUCGCAUUCUGCAGUCUGUUCGGUUUCCUUGGCUUUCUCAACCUAAGCCAGAAUGGCACCACUGUCUUUACCUGGUUGCUCAACAUCACCUCGGUCGCAGGCUUCAUCACUUGGGCACUCAUCAAUUACUGCCAUAUUCGAUUCAUGCAGGCCCUCAAGGCGCAGAACAUUGACCGCAACUCCCUGCCAUAUGUUGCGCCAUUUCAGCCAUACCUCUCGUGGUUUGGUCUUUUCUUCAACGUGUUGAUCAUUAUCACCAGUGGUUUCACGGUAUUCAUGAAGUGGAACACGAGCAAUUUUUUCGCUGCAUAUGUCAGCCUGCUCAUCUUUGUGGUGUGUUACGUCGUGCAUAAGCUGGUAUACCGCACCAAGGUGGUGCCAUUGAGUGAGGUCGACUUGGUCAAGGGUCGAUCGCAGUAG